Adineta steineri is the source of this 4901-nucleotide messenger RNA. NCBI's taxonomy places the organism in Eukaryota, Metazoa, Rotifera, Eurotatoria, Adinetida, Adinetidae. The record is from the annotation of a GenBank genome assembly.
AUGUGCCCAGGAGCAGAUAUGUUUCUCGAGUGGCGACAUAUUUGUGAUGGGUUCACUCAGUGUGAAAAUGGGGCUGAUGAGCUUGAUUGUCAGCUGUUGGAAUUUUUCAAAUGUGAAACAAAUGAAUUUCAAUGUCGCAAUGGAAUGUGUAUUCCAAUCGAGUUUGCCUUCGAUGCAACACCUGAUUGUAUGGAUCGGAGUGAUGAGCAAGCACUUGAUGAACUCUACACACGGUACUAUCAGUGCACAACACAGUCGAUGUUCGAGUGCGAUGACCGACUGUGUCAUAAAGACCAGUUUUCAUGUGGAAAUGGUGAAUGCAUUCCAUGGACAGCAAUUCUGAACGACCAGAAAGAUUGUGGUAACUUUCGUGAUAUCGCCUACAUCUGCGAAACAUCAAACUUGGUAUUAGCAACUCGUGGAGAAUGGCCUAGUAUCUGUAAACAAACGACGGAACUUGUUCCUCCUUUGACAAAUAGUUCAGACUGUCGACAAACUCUUGGACAUUUACUACAAACUCACCCUUCUCAACAACUCAGAGAUCUUGCCAGCAUCAAUCUCAGAACUCGUUGCGAUGAUCUCAUCCUAUAUCUAGAACAGAAUGCUUUCUUUCCAGUAAUGAAUCAAUCGUUGAAUAAUAUAAAAACUGAAAAUAAUUUGGAUUCGUCAACUCCACCACCAUUCCAUCGAUGCAAAAAUACAUCAGAUCGCUUGUCAUUACGUCGAAUCAAUGAUGGUUAUAUCGAUUGUCUUUAUGGCGAUGAUGAAAGAAACCCUGAUUAUCCAAUGACUCAACGAUAUCGUUAUCAAUGUCAAACUGUCACAUCCCCAUCUCAAUAUGUCAGUUAUGCUAAAUUAGGUGAUGGCGUGGAUGAUUGUGCCGACGGAAGUGAUGAGGUAUCCAAUGAGAUACGUUGGUCGACUUUCAACUGUGAUGUGAAUGAUAACUAUGCAUGUUGGGUUUUUCAAGGCGAUCAGUUCGGAGAGAAUCGUCUAAAAGACGCCCGACUUCAUUUUCAUCGUUAUUGUGAUUCGAACUGGGAUAUAAUGGAUGGUCGAGACGAAAAGAAUUGCACAGAUUGGAUGUGUGAUACUGGCUUAUAUAAAUGUAAUAGAUCUGGACAGUGUAUCGAGCGAAAAUAUAUUUGUGAUGGUGAAUUCGACUGUGAUGAUGGUGAAGACGAAAUAAAUUGUUCUUUACCAUGGAUACCAUGGAAUCUCGAAGUGAAAUGCAACAAGACCACUGAAUUUUUCUGCAUCACUGAUGAGUAUAUUAAGAAUCAAAGUUUGAAUCGUUCUUGUAUUUCUCGGCAUCAAGUGGGUGACGGGUAUAUUGAUUGUACUGGAGGUCGUGAUGAACGUAACGUUGCAUCGUGUCCUGAUCAUCGAAUGGUUGGUGAUCGUUUCUUGUGCGAUAAUGGAAGGAAAUGCAUCGAUUACAUAGCAGUAUGCAAUGGAAUCAAGGACUGUGUGGACGAAACUGAUGAGUCAAUUUGCUAUUGGAAUACUGGCUAUUGCCCUGCUGGCCAGUUUUCCUGUGCGGACCAAAAAGGUUGCAAGAGUACGAGGUGUACAACAGGAAUGACAUGCAAUGAUAAGUCCCAUCGUUUCUGGUGUCCGAAUUCAACUAGUGAAAAUUAUAUCUAUCGCUCGAGUAAGGAUAGAUCGAUAUUUGAUAUUAAAAAAGGAUGUUACAAUCAAUUGGAAUCCCACACCAAACUUUCUAUUUCAUCGUCAUCCUCAAAUCAUCAAGUGAAAGCAUUAGAUGACCGAUACUUCUACUGUAAUCGAGGUUUUUAUCUGCAAGCAAUCGCUAGUUCCGAACUCUUCUGCUUUUGUCCGCCGACUUUUUACGGCGAUCGUUGUCAAUUCAUCAGUCGACGAGUGGCCAUUCGGCUUCGUUUCGAUCGAAGGCAACGCCCUGAUCUUCCACUUAUUUGGAACGUCCUUGUCACACUUGUUCUAAACGGAAGCACAGUAGUUGAUCAUCAAUUUUUUCUUGAUGAAGCUAAAGAAUACUCAUCAAAGUCUACUACCUACUUGAUCUAUCCUCGACCGAAGCCUCCGGGUACCUAUUCUGUUCGAAUUGAGGCCUAUCAUUCUACAGAAUUAAUCCAUUUCUGGGAAUAUCCUGUCAGUCCACUGGACUUUUUGCCUGUACUACGCAUUGCCAAAGUGCUUCGAUUUCCUGCUCGUUCAUUUCCCUGGCUUUGUUCACACAACUAUUGUGAAAACAAUGGAACCUGUCAUCAACGAGAGGACAACCGAUUCCUCUGCAUUUGUGCAUACGGUUGGAAAGGUAAACUGUGCGAGAUGAGAACGGAGCACAUUCAUUGUGCGUCGCAUUCACUGGCACGAACAGAAACUAUCUGUGUUUGUUCGCAAGGCUAUCUCGAACCUUACUGUUACGUUCAGAAUCUAAAGUGUCAACCACACACUUGUGAAUUGAGUGAAACUUGCAUUCCACGAUCACAUCUUCCUAUCUAUGGACAUACUUGUAUGUGUAACAUAUCUAAUUGUAAUGUCGACCGACCAGUGGUUAGCCUUCAUCGACAAGAGCCGAAUCAAUCACCAUUUCUUUUGCAAUUACUACAGCUUACAGGAGACUAUCCCACAAUUCGUCAACAAAUCCUCGUUCAGCCACUGACCUCGUUUCCAUUGAUUAAAACGAUUAAAACUCGUGAUAGGGAUUUUGUAAUUGGAGAACAACCUGAGAUCGGAUUACUCUUCACUUUUGAAUCAAAUGCACAUUCAAUCGAGACCACAUUAUAUUUGUUGUUUAUCAAUUGUUCUAAUACGAUGCGAAACUUUUCCGUUGAUCUUGAUCAACAACUAAACAAAUGUUAUGUUCUACCCGAACAUCAAAGACAUGCUGUUACCUUGUUUGGCAACUUUUGCCAAAGUUUCACCUAUGGUAGUUGCUUUAUAUCUGAUGGAUAUCUCUGUUACUGUGGUUAUCCGAAUAAAAACCAGAGUAAUUGUCUUUCUUAUCAACGGCGAUACACGGUAUGUAACUAUUGUCAAAAUCAAGGGCACUGUGUUCAAGGUGAUCUAACAAACAGAACUGAUUUUACUUGUGUGUGUCCAAAGUGUGUCACAGGUGUGCUGUGUCAGUUUUCACCUAGUCGUUUCUCCAUAUCGCUAGAAUUUCUCAUUGAAAAAGCGGACUGGGGUCGCGCACAUUUUAUCGCACCGGUAAUUCUCUUCAUCGCCGGAAUGUUCUUUAACUGCUUGUCUAUUACCACUUUCGCACAACGAAAACCACGUAACAAUGGAGUGGCUCUUCAUCUUCUGGCAACGUCAGUGUUUAGUUUGUUGGUGCUGUUAUUGUUACUUGUACGGAUUAGCUAUCUCUAUAUGGUACGACGUAUCAUAAUCUCGAAUGAAGUAAAUACAGUCGUAUGCAAGAGUCUACCCAUGCUCAUGUACACUUUCUACUAUGUCACUUUGUGGUUAAUGGCUAUAGUUACAGUACAAAGAGCACUGGCUGCAGUGCAAUAUUCUCGAUGGUCUUCGUUGCAAGAGCCAAAGAAAGCAGUUUCAUUGAUCUUGGGGAUUGUAUUGAUUGUUUCAAGUUCGAAUUACAUAUUUAUCACUCAAUACAAAUUAGUCAAUCAUCCUGACUAUUCACUUCCUUGGUGUAUUCGUGAAAUUCCACCGAAUGAGCAAGUAUUGACACAAAUUUUGGCUUUGGCUCAUCAGGCAGUUCCUUUCCUGGUUAACAUUACCGCUGCAUUGAUCAUCAUUUUGACAAUCACUCGAUCUAAGGUGCAUGCUCAUGGAAAAACUACACACAAUGCUCUGAUCGAUGAAACACGCAAACUAAUCGAUCUCCUGCUAGGUCCGAUUUUUUGUUUUAUAGCACAGUUAGCUGGGAUCGUGAUACUUUUUCUGAAUGCUUGUGAUUAUGAUACCAAUGCAUGGUUCUCCAAAAUAACUUUGCUUAGCUACUACAUCGCAUUCGCACCACAAACAAGUAUUUUCUUUCUCUAUAUUGUACCUUCGAGCCAGUAUUACAGUAUAUUUUUGAAAGACUGCUGGUUAGGUAAAUAUCUAUCGAACAUGAUAAAAUCAUCGACCGCUCUUUUUAAGUGGAAACACUAAGAAAUGCAAGUGUAAUAGUCUAGAUGAUCGUUUUUACAACAUGAAAACUAGAAUAUUCGUUGUGGGCCUUAUCAAUGUCUUCAUCAUUUCCUUCAUAAAACUCAUUAAACCUUAAUAAACAGAGAAAAUGCAAUCUCACAAGAAAAACUACUAAUUCUCUAUUGUCAACACUUACUAACUUACAUGUUUUUCCUUUCUUGUUUAUUAUAUCUAACAACCAUAAAAAUAAAAAAAAGAAAAAGUAGACUAUCUGUACUUAUUGUGCAUUUCAAUCGAAUUCUUUCUGUAUUUAUUUUAUAACAGUUACUUGAAUCGAUUUCUCUGUUGUAUUUAUUAUUGUUCCAUCUCGUAUUCUCGUCGGUGCUUUUAAUACUGAUCCAACUUCAAAUAUACUUAUUUUCUUUUACUCGAACAUUGGCCAUGUGGUUUAUUGUACUUGCACGGAUGUAUAUAUUUUCCCAUAGUUCAUUAAAUAUUAAACUUCAUACUUUAAAUACAGUUAAAUUUGUUCGACGAACUAUAUGUACUUGCACAAUACUUCAUAUUCUUGCUGAGGGGUGGGUACGCGUGUUUCAUUCAUCUAUCGCUCGCAUCCCACCCUCACUCACACCCACGCCCACACCCACACCCACACCCACACCCAUCCACACCUACACCCUCACACGUACAUCCAAAAACUGUAAUUAUUGGUAAUUACUGAUUAAUCUAAAGAUCUAUUAGAAAUUGUCAAGGUUACUGCAAUUAGAAUGAGGGCCAAGAAAAAUGCAAAUGAAAUACACUGACAAAUAAAAAUAAUC